This is a messenger RNA of Blepharisma stoltei, 1763 nucleotides long. NCBI's taxonomy places the organism in Eukaryota, Ciliophora, Heterotrichea, Heterotrichida, Blepharismidae. The record is from the annotation of a GenBank genome assembly.
AUGAUCAGAAAUUUCUGUGAUGGAAUGAAUUUUCCACACUUACAUUGGAUAUCCUAUGGAAACAGCAGGAAUGAUUUUGAAAUCGGAGACGAUGGCCGAAAAAUUACAUUAAUCAGGAAAUCAGGAUCAAACAUCUUUGUAUAGAUUUUUAUAAUAAUAACCCAGUUUAUAAGAUAUAUAUCAUUUUCUAGGGAAAUUUUGGGAGAAGCUCUAUAUCCGCUUAUUCUAAAGAGAGUUUUCCACUUAAAACAGUAAGCUAUUUUGAGGUACAAUAUACAAUGCCAACCAAAGGAAGGACUUUUACACUUAAAGAUCAGAUAAAAAUUGGCGUUUGCAUGAAUGUAGAAAAUGAAUUAUCUAAUGCUUUUUCAGAUCACUCAAAUGGUUGGGCAUUCUAUCCUUAUGACUCAGCCUUAAGGCACCAAAGUAGUGGCUCAGGAAUUAAAUAUGGCAAAGAAAUUAAAAAUGGAGGAACAAUUGGUGUAAUUGUUGAUAUCCUCUUGAAGUUAAGGCUACGCUGAAUAUUAUUUGAAAAAUAUUAUUUUAUUAUUUUUUAAGUUUAAUGAAUUUAUCUUGCACAUUCAGUGCCUUCUAAGUCUACUUUACUUGAAGUUCAGCUACAACAACAGCUCUGAACAACAGUAGGUGAAUCGGCCAAACCGUCGAACCCUUAAGUUAUUAAGCCCUUUUUUAGACUUCUCUAAUCAGUGCCAGCCUCAGGACAGAUCACUUCUCUUCAAGCCGAGACUCUCAAGAAGCCAUGACUUCUCUCACUAAGCUCGGUUAUGGGUCUAGCCUGAUGGAUCAGGUCUAGGGCCCCAUCUCUAACUGCCAUUUUAAAUAUUGUGAUUUUAUUAUUAAAUUAUUUUGUAAAAAUUAAGCUAAAGUAGCAUACUUUGAAUGGUGAAAUUAGCUUUUGCAUUGAUGGAGAAAACUUUGGUGUUGCUUUUAAAGAAGAAGCUUUUAUUAACAAUAAGCUAUAUGCUGCAAUUGCAGUUUUAGAAAUUGGUACUUGCUUUGAGCUUGCUACUUUGGCAGAUAAAUUGUGGGAACGAAGAAAAGGGAUAAUAUAUGCUAGAAUGAUAUGCAGGCUCCCCAUUUUUAGGAGGCUGCCGGAUGGGAUUUUCCGUGAGAUUACACAUUAUUUAUAAAUAUAUAAAAUUAGAUUGAGUAUACUGCAUAUUUAAGGCCCCUUUAGUUCUACGGAAUGGCAUUCUGCGAGGCUUUGAGCCGCUUGACGGCACAAGAUAAAUGGGGUGGCUUCCACCUCUGGCAACUCCAAACCCAGGCCAAACCCCUGGUUUCUCGGCAGUGGCUGCCCUUUGGGUAGAUGAGCUUUGAAUGGCUCCACCAUUUCCAACUUGGCCCUUCGCCUGUCUAAUUAUCUUGCCCUGCCCAUCAUUCUCUGGCCAGAUCGCCCGAAGACCCUUAACUGGAGAGACUACCUAGAUAAGUGAUUUAUAAUUUGCUUCCCAUUUUUCAGAUAUCUCUGAAAAAAUACUCAACCGCUUUCUCGAUUUGGGGCAAAACGCAGUUUCAGCUUGAACAAGGAAAUCACCUUGCUCCAUCUAGGGUGGUGGCUUGGUUGCUGCUGGCAAAAAGAAGUAAGAAUAACUGUCCAUUGGAUCUGGGCACUAAAAGUGGAUUUGUGCUUGAGUUCCUGCUUCUGGACGCCAGAUGUUUCUGGGCCAACUUAUGGCUCGCAAAUGACUAACCGCCAUGCAAAAGGACGGUCAGACAUUUUAGCCAUUUUAUGUAUACAA